AAGCAAUAGUGAGUGAAAAUAGAACAAGGUCUCUUUUUUUUUAUUAUUUUUUGUUUUUCAAUUGGUAUUAUUAUGUCAAGUACCUCUUUAUUCAAAUGGAUGGGACUAGGACAACAGUCGGGCAAACCAGUCAUGGGUGAUGAUGUUGUCGAUGAAGGAGAACGUUAUUUUGGCCUUGAGAACUUUGGCAACACUUGCUAUAGUAACUCUGUUGUUCAAGCAUUGUAUUUCUGUAAACCAUUUCGAGAAUGUGUCCUGAAUUUUCCUCACCAGGCUACCAUACCUAUUCCACAACCUAUCUUACCCAAUUCGCCUUCUACUACUGCUUUUCAUGGUGCUUAUUUCUCAAAUGGUAUACCCAAGACGCAUCACCUUAAUCCUCCCAUGCAUGGUAAUACAACACCCACCACUAGUACAACUACCAUCACACCCACCACUGAAAAAGACCAAAACAAUGUGAAUGUAGCGCCUGGGAUGGAAGAUACCUUGUUUUCUUCUCUCAAAGAUUUGUUUUGGAAGAUAUCGACCAACAAGAAGAAAUCAGGCGUGAUUGCACCUGUCAAUUUCAUUAACAAAGUCAAAAAAGAAAAUGAAUUGUUUCGUUCAAGUAUGCAUCAAGAUGCUCAUGAAUUUCUGAAUUAUAUCUUGAACACAAUUGCUGAAGAUGUACAGAAAUAUCAACAGAAACAAGCUGAUGAUGCAAGUAUCCAUAGUAACAGUAGUCAAGUCACUCAUCCCAAGACAACAUGGGUGCAUCAGUUAUUUGAGGGUGUCUUUUCAAACGAAACAAAAUGUUUAUCUUGUGAGACUGUGACAAGUCGAGAUGAAUGCUUUAUGGAUUUAUCGAUUGAUGUCGAGAUGAAUUCAUCCAUUACGUCUUGCCUUAGACAAUUCUCUGCUAGUGAGACUUUGUGUCAUAAAAACAAGUAUUUCUGUGAUGUUUGUUCUGGUCUCCAAGAAGCAGAAAGAAGAAUGAAGAUUAAAAAGUUGCCUAAUAUUCUAGCAUUGCAUCUAAAGAGAUUUAAAUACCAAGAGCAAUUGCAGAAAUAUAUCAAGUUAACUUAUAGAGUUGUCUUUCCAUUUGAAUUAAGAUUGUUCAAUACAAGUGAUGAUACAGAAGAUGCGGAUAGAAUGUAUGAAUUAUGGGGUAUUGUUGUUCAUAUUGGAAGUGGUCCUCACCAUGGUCAUUAUGUAUCUAUUAUCAAAAGCAAUGGCCAAUGGAUGUUGUUUGAUGAUGAUAUUGUCACUGUAAGUUGAUAAGAGAGUCAAUCGACAGAUGAUUCAUACAUGAUUAGCAAAUACAAGAAGAAGAUAUCCAUAAAUAUUUUAGUGAUCUUCCAGGUAGUGGAUCUGGUUAUGUCUUAUUCUAUCAAGCAGUGAAUUUGGAUAUGGAUACUAUCCAAUUACCCACUGCUGAAGCACCUCCUCAAGGAUUUGACUCUAAUUUGUCUAUUGUACCUAAUGAAUCCUUUGACUUAAAACCGCCCACUGUCAAAGAAGAGCCUGAGCCUAUUCAGGAACAAGUGGUUGAAGAGAAAAAGACACGUUGGGGAUUAGGUAGAAGAAAAAAAUAAAAUCAAUAAAACAUGAACUAUGUUCUGAGUCUAAAA
Messenger RNA from Gilbertella persicaria, 1610 nucleotides. RefSeq names its product putative ubiquitin specific protease 12. The record is from RefSeq and is a predicted model, not a curated record. Bases 73 to 1257 code for a protein of 394 amino acids. Gene Ontology annotation, molecular function: cysteine-type deubiquitinase activity; cysteine-type endopeptidase activity. Gene Ontology annotation, cellular component: cytosol; nucleus. The transcript is spliced from 10 exons. NCBI's taxonomy places the organism in Eukaryota, Fungi, Mucoromycota, Mucoromycetes, Mucorales, Choanephoraceae. Gene Ontology annotation, biological process: protein deubiquitination.